AAAUGCCCAAAUAGCAGUCAACUAUUACAGAUACAAUGGGACAAGGCAAAAGCAACGGCGUUUGGAAAAAAAACAUAUCGACACGUCACAUUUAAAGAUAAAAGAUAUCAAAAUAUAUAAUACUUUGAUGCAUUCAUGGGCAAAACAGGAGAAGCUUGACAUGAUAAAGCAGUGCUUCUCCAACAUGAAGGAGGAUGGGUUGACAGCUGACCUUCAGUCGUACGCCGCGUGUUUGGAGUGUUUGGGUCGGCAAAAAAAUCCAGACUUCAGUUUACUAGAGCGCAUUGUGGAAGAUGUGAAAAAGGAUAAUCUUGACAUUCGAGAGAUGUUUAACCAGUGUGUUUUUGUGAAAGAUGAAAGACAGGCUGUUUACCAGGCCAUCCGUCAAGUCUUGCCAGAUUACGAGCCAAAUGAACCAAGGGAGAUAAAUCCAUAUGAUAACCAAUUACUAGAGAAUUGGAAGCUUUCACCCAUGGAACAGGUUGUUGAGAAGAACCCAUACCAUGGUGUGAUGUCCACAAGACAGCUGAAAACACGUGCUGAGCAGCAAAUGGAUUUAGAGGUCGCAAAUGAUGUCAAGGUGAAAUCUGUUGUACUACGGGAACCAGCCAAUGAGAGAACUCUGAAAAUGAGGGAGAUCUUACAGGUCAUGGAAGACGAUUGGAGAGCUCAGAUCAAACAGGGACUGGUGAGGAAGAUGAAGUACAUGCAGCGGAAAAAUAAAGGUGACCAUGGCAUGAACUUGUACCCUUUCCUGAAGCUGUUUGAUAUGGAUGGUUACGUGGAUCUAGUAAUGAAGGAAAUUCACCUCUUGGCCACAGAAUCUGAACAUUUCAGCCCUACUUCAAGUUACCUGUGGCGUAGACUAGGCUAUCGUGUUCACCAGAAGUCUCUCAUUCAUCAGAAAGUGAAAAACAAGAUCACAAAAAAGACUGUCAACCUCUACAAGGGUUACAGUGAGCAUUAUGCCAAUGAGGACAUAGGGGCAGAUAACCACCGUCUGUGCUGGCAGAAUCUCAGCAUGCAGGCAACAGUUGGUCCAACCCUGGAUCAGCCCGAGAAAAACUGGCCAUAUCAUUAUGUCAAGGGCUUGGGAAAAUUGCUGUAUGAUAUCAUUCUAUACGAUGUGAAGUUUGAUGCGAACAUCCUCAAGAGCUCUGAGGACAGAAGGAAGAUUCCGUCAUUUUACUCCAUAUAUAGGAAUUACGGUCACACAACAAAGGAAGAGAUCAAGCCCCAUCCCAACCUGGUUAAAGUGUAUCAGGGUGCUGACCUGGAGGACCUUACAUUUGAAACAAAAGAGUUACCCAUGCUUGUGCCCCCGCUCCCGUGGAUAUCUGCCCAAUCGGGGGGCUAUUUGUUGUCCUCUGCUCAGCUCGUGCGUCUGCCUGACCAGGCUCAGGGACAAAAGAACCUGAUGGGUAAGGUUGCCCCUGAGAAGCUGUAUCCUGUCCUGGAUGCCUUGAACACACUCAGUGCCUGUGCCUGGAAAAUCAACAAACCUAUGCUGGAUUUGAUUGUGGAUGUUUUUAAUAACAAGGGAAAUAAAGAUUUGGACAUUCCACCUCCAGUGUCUGAAGCGCCACCUAUACCUCGGCUUUCCAAGACGAUGUCAUCAGAGGAGCGGUCCAGGGUGUACACUGAACGACUGCGGGUCAAACAGCAGAGGUCCGAGAUGUACAGCCUGUGGUGUAAUGAGCUGUAUCGCCUCUCCAUUGCUAAUAAGUUUCGAGAUGAGAUAUUCUGGUUUCCUCACAACUUGGAUUUCAGAGGACGAACCUACCCGUGUCCGCCACAUUUUAAUCAUUUAGGAAGUGAUGUAGUAAGAAGCAUUCUUUUGUUUGCAAAAGGGAAACCGCUGGGUGAGAAAGGACUUGAUUGGUUGAAAAUACAUCUGGUCAACCUGACAGGCUUCAAAAAAAGGUCAUCAAAUGUGGAACGUUUAGAAUUUGCCAACUCAUUGAUGGCCAGCAUCUUGGACUCUGCUGAUAAGCCCUUGACGGGAGAGAAGUGGUGGCAGACCUCAGAUGAACCAUGGCAGACUCUGGCCUGUUGUAUGGAGAUUGCUAAAGCUGUCCGUUCAGGGGACCCCACACAGUUUGUCUCACACUUCCCAGUUCAUCAGGAUGGCUCAUGUAAUGGCCUCCAACAUUAUGCUGCUCUGGGAAGGGACCAGGCCGGUGCAGAGUCUGUUAAUCUCCACCCAUUUGAUCAACCUAAAGAUGUCUACAGUGAUGUGGCAAUCCUGGUUGAACGAGAGAGACAGAAAGAUGCAGACGAAGGGUUAGAAGUAGCUCAAGUUCUGGAUGGAUAUGUCAGGAGGAAGGUUAUAAAGCAGACCGUCAUGACGACCGUGUAUGGGGUGACUCGGUACGGAGCCAAGUACCAGAUCCUGCGUCAGCUGAAGGACAUCCCAGACUUUCCACAGGAGUUUGCGUGGGCAGCAAGCAUGUACCUAACUGAGAAGACCUUCUUCUGCCUGCAGGAAAUGUUCUCGGCCACCAAAGAGAUUCAGGACUGGCUGACAGUCAGUGCUCACUUGAUAUCGACAGUCUCUGGUAAACCUGUCGAGUGGGUUACCCCCCUUGGAUUUCCAAUCGUCCAACCAUACCACAGGACAACCUUGGCCAAUCGCCAUGGUAUACGAGUGACUGACACCACCAGUAUUUUUGAAAAACCCAAUGCUAUGAAGCAGAAGAAUGCAUUCCCACCUAACUUCAUCCAUUCCCUGGAUUCCACACACAUGAUGUUGACAGCCAUUUACUGUUUACAGGCAGGCAUCACCUAUGUCUCCGUCCACGACUGUUUCUGGACACAUCCCUGUGAUGUCGAGGUGAUGAACAAGAUAACCAGGGAGCAGUUUGUGGCUUUGCAUGAGCAGCCCAUACUGGAGGAGCUCUCCAAGUACCUAGUAGAGAAGUUUGGGUCCAGCUUUGACAGCCCCACCCAUCAACCACCAGAUGAGGCCAAAUCGCACAAGUUCCUAGACAGUAUUCUCAGACAGGUCCCACAAAAAGGGGAUUUUGAUCUCAACAACGUAUUAAAGUCCACGUACUUCUUCAGCUAACAUAACGCGUGUAUGACAGACAUGGUGCUGACCAAUGUGGUAACCUGGACAUACCCAUACUCACCUUGGUGAAGAAAGUGGGUCAUUCAAGGUCAGACGUAAUUAUUAUUACAGUGGACACACAAGUAGAAGUGGAUAUUCAUUGUCCCCAGAAUUUUAUGGAGAUUUUCAAGAAGCUGUAAGAAGUCGCUGUGAUAUAUGUUCUGUAUAUCUUGGCCACAGCUUUAACUUGAAACAUUGCUUUACAGUGAAGCCCGCGAAGCAUGGUGUUUUUGGUGAUUCAGUGCUUGUCAGGCUUCGUUAUGACUUCAAGAAAACUACAAAGGCUGUUUUCGAUCAACAUUGCAAGCCAAGAUUACAGCUUUCACUUGAAUGAAUCCCAACCAAUUCAUGUCAGGUCCAGAGUGAACUACAAGCAGGGACUAAACACCCAGGAUAUACACGUCCUCAUAUAUAAAGGGAAAUAUUCUUAAGUAUGGCAUAAAACACCAAUCAAAUAUAAUAGAUAUAUUUUACCAUUUCACCAGAGAAACAAAGUGUCAAUCAGCAUAUAGUAUUACGUGUACUCCUGUGUGUGGGGGGGGCCUCUGUGGCUCAGUUGGUUAGCGCGCUGGCGCAGCGUAAUGACCUAAGAGUCUCUCACCAAUGCGGUCCCUGUGAUUUCAAGUCCAGCUCAUGCUGGCUUCCUCUCUGGCCGUAAGUGGGAAGGCCUGUCAGCAACCUGCGAAUGGUCGUGGGUUUCCCCCGGGCUGUGCCGGGUUUCCACCCACCAUAAUGCUGGUCGCCGUCGUAUAAGUGAAAUAUUCUUGAGUACGGCAUAAAACACCAAUCAAAUAAAUAAAUAAAUAAAUAAAUAAAUAAAUAGUACUUUUGUGUGUACGUGUUUUGGAUUCUGUAUAAUCCAAACAACACACAUGCACAAUUUUACCAUUUUGCCAUAUGUUAACUGUGGUUCCCCCACAUGGUCACCUCAGUAUGUCUGCAUUUUUUUUUUUAAAUGUCCACGAAUUUAUAUGCAUUGAUAUUCAGUGACUGAUAGUUGCCUCUGGAAAUGUAUAUAUAGGAUAGAGUUGUUUGGCUACCUGGAGAGUGCCAUCAUAAGGUAUGAUGGUAUCUUUAAUACUAAUUGCAUUUAAGAGCAUCUCAAACUAUAUGGAAAAAAUAUGGAUAACCAUGAUAUUAAAAGCGUACUCAAUACAAUAGGUAAAAUUUGAAUAAAAUAUUUGGCUGUUCAGAGUUUAUCAUGUAGCUUAUAUAACAUCUUCAAGAAAAGUUU
Molecule: messenger RNA, 4343 nt
Organism: Liolophura sinensis
Lineage: Eukaryota; Metazoa; Mollusca; Polyplacophora; Chitonida; Chitonidae
Product: DNA-directed RNA polymerase, mitochondrial-like
Exons: 28
Coding region: 128-3067 (979 amino acids)
Biological process (GO): mitochondrial transcription
Cellular component (GO): mitochondrial DNA-directed RNA polymerase complex
Molecular function (GO): mitochondrial promoter sequence-specific DNA binding; DNA-directed RNA polymerase activity
Source: RefSeq, a predicted model, not a curated record